Molecule: messenger RNA, 2517 nt
Organism: Penicillium subrubescens
Lineage: Eukaryota; Fungi; Ascomycota; Eurotiomycetes; Eurotiales; Aspergillaceae
Product: UNC45-central domain-containing protein
Exons: 2
Coding region: 1-2517 (838 amino acids)
Molecular function (GO): protein binding
Source: RefSeq, a predicted model, not a curated record
AUGGUCCAAGCAACGGGCGAAGAGCGCGCUGUUCACCUGGCACGGGAGGCUGUCGAGCUGUUUGACGCUGGCCACCGCGAGGCUGCAUCUCGCAAUCUUAGAGAAGCGCUCUCUAUUACGAAGGACAAUCCCAAUGUGAAAGCCGCCUUUCUCAAAAUCCAGCAAGAAGAAGAAAGUGGCCACCCGCUCCUUGACCUCUGCCGCCGUUUCACAGCCCGCAAGGACGAGACUGCCGGAAAGGAAGCCGCCGCAUAUCUCCGCACAGAUAGUUUGAAGCCUCCAGAGAAUGUUGCAUUGGAGUCGUUGAAAUUACUGUUGGACCAGCGGGCGCAUACCCUCUCAGAGCUCCAGGAUGAAAUUAUCUCGGGGCUCGUCCGUCAAAACGUCAGCGUGCGCCAGUACUUUUCCAAUCAGCUCCAGGUGUCCGUGACUACUUUCUUUGACGAGAUCUACGACCGUGGCGAUGGUGCAGCGGUCUGCCUAGACACGGUGGUUUUGGACCCCAAUGUCUGGCCGUCUGAGGAUAUGCGUUCACACUGCGAGAGUGAGCUCUUCCAGCUUUUCUUGGCUAAAUUGAUGGAAUCUGGCCAUGAUUUGGAUGGCCGCUCUUUGAAGGGUAUUACUCGACUUCUUGCGGUGGACGCCGACCGCCUGCAACAUUUGGUCGAUGACGAAGGAUUCGAGGUCAUUUUGACAUCGCUCGACAAUCGACUCCCGCUUGAGUUGCGUAGCCAAGCUACUUUGGCGACCGCAAAAUACCUAGAGGUGGCGAAAGAAACUGGCGAGAGGCAAUUCUCGGCUUUGGUUACCGCGAUGAUUGGCAAGGGCCGUUUGAACGACCUGAUCAUUGCGUUCUCUGCGGUGGCUGCUGUCUUCCCAGUCGUUCCCACUGCAGCGGCUGGUGUCUUCUUGUCCGACGAUUUCAUGCAAGCAUUGAAGCCGUUGGCGACCCGAGACGCGCCGCGCAAGAAGGUGGAAGUCUCUAUACUAGAGCUGCUUAAUGCAGCAUGCAUUAACCGCCCCUGCCGGGAAGCGGUUACCAAAAACUUCUCCGAAUGGCUUUCACAUACCCUGACGAACGGCAGUGAUGAAGGCUCAGAGCUGGCAGCGGUGGUUUUGGCGAAGAUUCGUACUUCCGAAGCCACCCAGUCCUCUGCCAAAAACGGUGAGCUCCAGGAGGAACACACGGGAGUCACUGAUUUGGUGCAACGUUUCAAGGGACUAAUGUCUGAACCCAAGGUUGAAAAUAUUGCCCAUGCGAUUGAGGGCUUGGCCUACUCAUCCGUGCAGCCUUCUGUCAAGGAGCAGCUUGCGAAGGACCCUACGUUUAUGCGCGGUUUGAUUAGCGUUUUGAAGCAACAUGCAACCGACUCCUCCGUGCUCUACGGCGGCUUGAUGAUCAUCCUGAACCUCAUCAAAUUCCUUCCAAGACUUUCCGACGAACAAAAGAAGAUGUCGCAGCUGAAGAAUUACGCGGACGCUUCUACCGGCAAGGCGCAGGCUCCCACCGACCCCCGGGACGAAGACGAUGCAGUCCUGGAACGCUGUGGUAUUGUUAUUGAUGCGGGUGCCAUGGCUCUCUUGGUGGAAGGUGGCCGAGUUGCUUUGCCUUCAACCAACGACCUCACCGCUAAGAUACUGUUGGCCCUGGCACGGCGGCCGAAAUCACGAGGCACUCUGGCUCAACAAGGUGCCAUCAAACUUCUACUGGGUCUUUCCAUUCCCAAGCAAGGCCAAUCUGCUGUUCACUCCGAGACAACUCACAAUGCGUCGCAUGCGCUGGCUCGAAUUCUGAUUUCCGUCGACCCUUCACAUGUCUUUCCGUCGACUGGAUUCCCUCAGGCGACCUCUCCCGUACGCCCUUUGCUUUCUCUCCUAGCGUCACCCGAGGGUGCUACAAUCUCUGUGGACCAACCCCGCGACCUCCUGCCUAUAUUUGAAAGCUUGCUUGCCCUCACCAACCUUGCCUCCUAUCCCCGUGAUGACUCCCCCGCUGAAUUGAUUGUGCGAGAAGGUUGGUCGGUCAUCGAAGAACUCCUCUUGUCCAGUAACUCUCGUGUGCAGCGGGCUGCCUGCGAGCUGGUCUGUAACCUGAUGACCUGUGAAUCCGGCAUCAUCAAAUUCGCUGAUGCCACCAAGCGGGCCUCGCAGCGACUUCACAUUAUACUUGCGCUCACCGACGCGGACGACUCGGCCACUCGGCGAGCAGCGGGUGGCGCGAUUGCCAUGCUGACCGAGUAUGAUGCGGCAGUGGCGGCAGUGUUGGAGCGACCGCACGGGGUGGAGUUGUUGCUGGGCCUGUGCCAGGAAGAUGACGAUGAUCUGGUUCACCGGGGUGUUGUCUGUGUGUACAACCUCACCACGGCGUCUGGUGACAUGGGAGCUCGUGCGAGAGCUGCCGUUCAAACUGCCGGGGGCAUCGAUGUCUUAACCACGUGCCUCAAGAAAACGUCCAACUCGGCGGUGUUACAGACCGGCGUGGAGGCAUUGAAGCCGCUUGUGCAACCACAGUCGUGA